Messenger RNA from Vespula vulgaris, 2518 nucleotides. RefSeq names its product glutamine synthetase 2 cytoplasmic (gene Gs2). The record is from RefSeq and is a predicted model, not a curated record. Gene Ontology annotation, cellular component: cytoplasm. Gene Ontology annotation, molecular function: glutamine synthetase activity. NCBI's taxonomy places the organism in Eukaryota, Metazoa, Arthropoda, Insecta, Hymenoptera, Vespidae. The coding region runs from base 174 to 1283 and encodes 369 amino acids. The transcript has 3 exons.
AGUAUCGCAGAUCGUGUUAUCAGGCACAAGUUGGCUAGUUUCGUCAAGAAGAACUAUCCAUUGGAUAGUAGAAGGAAGAACGUAAAAGACGUAGAGUGGCAUCGAUCAAACGUUAUAAGAAGUCGAACCAAGACGGUCCUUUCUGAACGCGUGGAUUUAUUUCUAACACUACAAUGUCGCGUACUAUGCUAAAAGAUUCGCCGAAUGCGGCUGUGGACAAGACCUUACUAAACAAGUAUCUCGACCUGCCACAACCGGAUAAUGCGAUUCAAGCAAGAUACAUUUGGAUCGAUGGUACAGGCGAAGGUUUAAGAUCUAAAACCCGAACUUUGGAUUUCGUACCAAAACAUCCUUCUGAACUACCAACGUGGACUUACGACGGUAGCUCGACGUACCAGGCAGAGGGAGGCAAUAGCGAUAUAUUUCUUUACCCUAUAGCGAUUUACAACGAUCCAUUCCGACGUGGUAACAACAAGCUGGUCCUUUGCGAUACCUAUACAAGCGAUAAAACUCCAACGAAAUCGAACCAACGCUACAAAUGCAAUCAGGCGAUGGAAGCAGUUAAGGAUGAAGAACCUUGGUUCGGUAUCGAACAGGAAUAUACCCUUUUGGACUUUGAUGGGAAGCCUCUAGGCUGGCCUAAGAACGGUUUCCCAGGACCCCAAGGUCCAUAUUAUUGCGGUGUUGGCGCAAACAAAGUCAUAGGUCGCGAGAUCGUUGAAGCUCAUUACAGAGCAUGCAUUUAUGCUGGUGUUAAGAUCGCUGGAACGAAUGCCGAAGUGAUGCCUUCCCAAUGGGAAUUUCAAAUAGGUCCAUGCAACGGUAUAAGCGCUGGCGAUGAUCUCUGGAUCGCAAGAUUUAUUCUUCAUUACGUUGCUGAAGAAUACGGUGUAAUUGUGACUCUUGACCCGAAACCGGUCGAUGGCCAUUGGAACGGAGCCGGAGCUCACACGAACUUCUCUACGAAACCUAUGCGUAAAGAUAAUGGUAUCUCGGAGAUCGAGAAGGCCAUCGAUAAGCUCAGCAAACAACACCUCAGGCAUAUUCAAGCCUACGAUCCACGUGGAGGAAAGGAUAACGAGCGCAGAUUGACCGGCAAAUGCGAAACCAGCAGUAUUCAUGAUUUUAGUGCUGGCGUAGCCAAUCGCAAUGUCAGUAUUCGUAUACCUCGUGGCGUAGCCGAGGAUAAAAAGGGCUAUCUCGAAGAUAGAAGACCCAGCAGUAAUUGCGACCCUUACUCUGUAUGCAAUGCCCUUGUACGCACCUGCAUUCUCAACGAGUAAACCGAGGACUUCGAUACACCUUUAACACUCUCCUAUUCCUUGUAGAUGUUACACGCACUUGGCCUGGUAAAACGGUUCUUAGCUAGUAGUAAAAUAGGAUCGUGAAAGAUCUGCAGAAAGAACGGUAGUCGUUAUUACGUGCUUCGAAGGAUAGUUUCAAUCGAACGGUCUAAAGGAAUAUCAUCUUAGCAGAUUUUUAUGAGAACUUUAUUAGGCAUAUACUUCCUUUCUAGUAAGUGUAACUUCUUUUUGAAGAACGAUUGGAAUAGGGGUAAGAAUCAGUCCUUCAUCGAUAACAUCUGUACAACGAGGUGGACUGUUGGAUAGAAUAGAAAUUUUCUUAACUUUCUGACUUCUGCAUUGUGGAAAAGAAAAAAAAAAAUAGAAAAAAGAAGAGGUGAUAUUCGUGAAUUUGUUUGAGAUUCACGUGUAUUAUAUAUACAUAUGAAUAAAAUCUACGUGAACGAUAAGGUAUAAUAGAAAAUAAACGCAAUCAAAUUUACUCAAAUAUUGAUCUUGCGUUGUAUUCCGUAAUAAUAAGAAAUUAUUAUGAUUAUUGUGUCGUAUAUCUGGAUACGUAGGCAAAUUUAUUUUAUGAAUUGUGUAUCUUGCACGAGAGAAUUAUAUAUGCUUAUUAUAUCGAUAUUUAAAUUAACGUUGGUAUAAUCAAUUGCGACAAUAAAACGAAAGGUUUUCGUUCGAAACAACCGCAUGUUCGGUACGAUUAAUAUGCCCGUGUGUUUCAUUACCACUGGCACGACAACGUUAAGUUUGAUGCCUUUUCCAUUAUAUCAGUAAUCAUAUCUCUCACAAGGUCUGCUAUGCAGCCGCAGAGUUUCAUAAAUUUAGAUAACGAUAAAUGGGGUAUAAAGGUGUUCCUUUUAUCCAAUUACAUCGACGUGUUUACAAGUGGGUUCUGCGUUCAUCGUCGUUUCAUUAUUAAUGAUAUAUCGCUCUAUUUUAUUAUAAUAUUACAUAAAAGAAUGUACACACUAUUGAUGUAAUUUGUAUAUUGUAUAUUUUCAUAUUUGUAUAAAGAUAUUUUCUAUGCUCAUUCGUUAAUGUACUAUAUACUACGAUCAUCGUUAGCAAUUUUGCUGAUAAUGAUCGCUAUUAUCGCUGUUAUUGUUGUUAUAAUACGGGAAAUAAUGUUUCUGGGAGCAAUUAAUAUUCUCCUAUAAAUGGAGUACUCACUUGUUGCGUUAUAAAAUAAAGAAAUCUAUGAUUAUAAGUUA